AUGCGCGCCGCAGUCAUCUUCAGCCUGGCGCUCGUGGCCACCGCGGUAACCCUCGACAAGACACAAUGCCAUUUUAAGCCCUCGCCAAACGCCACUACCGAGAAUUACCCUGGUGCCAAAUGCGGUUCCAACGACCAGCCACUAUACGACCUUAAUCGUCUGUCGGAAGUCCCGAUUGCGACCAUCUGCAACUCCGACAAUAGCACCCAAGAGCUAGACUGCGCUCGAAAGUAUAUUAAUGCCAUUGAUGAGCAGAUUGCAUAUCUCUACGCCCGCCGACUUGGAUAUGCUGCAGUGGCUGGACACUCCAAGUACCGCUCCGGCGCUAACCUAAACGACCCCACGCGAAAUGCGGCCGUCGCGGAAGGCAUGGCGUCGCGCGUGCUUAGCUAUGGUGGAAACCUAGAAACAGGUCGGAUUAUGGGAGGCGAGGGCUGCCAGAUAUAUGCCAGUCUAGAAUACGAGGCUGCCAAUAUUCAGACGACCUGCAACUCUGACUUUAAGGAGCAAUUUUCUCGCACGUGUAACUAA
Messenger RNA from Beauveria bassiana ARSEF 2860, 531 nucleotides. RefSeq lists its product as uncharacterized. The coding region runs from base 1 to 531 and encodes 176 amino acids. Lineage: Eukaryota; Fungi; Ascomycota; Sordariomycetes; Hypocreales; Cordycipitaceae. The record is from RefSeq and is a predicted model, not a curated record. Gene Ontology annotation, biological process: chorismate metabolic process. The transcript has a single exon.